CUGCAAGGACGUUGAUAAUCCAAAACCUCAGUUCAUUUGGCUGCCUGGGAGGCUCUGAAGCUCAAUUUGCAACCGCAGAAGAGUCGACCGUGAGCUAGCUAGGCUUUUCCACGAUGAGUGAUGGAAACGUUAUGGAUCAACAAGGAUUCUUUCCUGUUCCAUCAUCUCCUCAAACGGAAGAUUACUGGGACGCAGCUACAUCAUUAGAGGAGUUGACCCCAAUCGAUGAUGCUGAAAAUGAGGCUAAUGAGAGGACAAGAAGAUUUCAUUUUCUUGACACUUCCGUCCGUCUCUAUAAAGCCGCCCUAAAAGGUGAUUGGCCAGCUGCUAAGGAUGUACUUGAUACAUAUCCAGAUGCCGUUACAUAUUCCAUAACAAGACGUAAGGAUAAAGUUCUUCACAUCGCAGCUGCAACAGAGCACACAGGCUUUGUAAAAGAACUGGUAGAACGGAUGAAUCCGAACGAAUUAGCACUGAAAAACUUACAUGAAAAUACGGCCAUUUGCUUCGCUGCUGCAUCAGGAAUCGUGUCAAUUGCUGAGGAGAUGGUAAAGAAGAACAUAGAAUUGCCAAUGAUCCGUGGCAGGAAAAGAAUGACGCCGCUUUACAUGGCAGUUUUGCAAGGACAUAGAAACAUGGUGGCUUAUCUAUACUCUGUCACUGCUUUUGAACGUUUGACUCCUCUUGAACGCAUUGAUAUCCUGGUUGCUUGUAUUUCCAGCGAUUUAUAUGAAAUAGCAUUGAAAAUUCUGAAAGAUUAUCCAGAAUUAUCAACUAUGAAGGAUACAUAUGGGAAGAUAGCAUUGCAAGAGUUAGCUAAAAAGCCUUAUGCAAUCGGCAGCAAAAGUCAGCUAUCCGUCUGGGAAAUAUGGUUAAAGUACUCCUGGUUCAGAGGGAUCUAUGACGAAGCUUUGUUGGGUACAAUAGCACGUCGAUUAGUUGAUCUUCUCUGGAAAAAUGUUCUACUAUUGCCAGAGAAAGAGUUCAUAAAGCUGGUUCGCGGCCAUUCCUCUUUCCUUUUUGAUGCUGCUAGAUCAGGGAAUGUUGAAUUUCUUAUUGUGCUUAUACGUUCUUAUCCAGAUCUCAUAUGGAGAGUAGAUGAGAAAAACCGCAGUAUAUUUCACCUCGCUAUUAAAUAUAGGCAAGAGAGUGUAUUCAAUCUAAUAUAUGAGUUAGGCUCUAUCAAGGGUAUCAUAGCACUCUAUACUGACCAAGACAAUAACAAUAUGCUGCACUUGGCUGCUGAAAUAGCUCCUCCAGACCGACUAAAUACCAUAUCAGGAGCAGCACUCCAAGUGCAACGAGAGUUGUUGUGGUUUAAGGAGAUAGAAAAGAUUGUUCAGCAUUCAUACACGGAGAUGAUGAAUUUAGAUGAAAACAAGAAACCUGCAGAUACUCCCUGGGAAUUAUUUACACAGACACAUCAAAAUUUACAAAAAGAAGGUGAAAAAUGGAUGAAGGACACAGCAAACUAUAGCAUGCUUGUGGCGACAUUGAUUGCCACUGUAGUUUUCACUGCAGCCUUCACUGUACCGGGUGGCAACAAUCAAGACCUAGGCACUCCCAUUUUCUUGAGAAAUAAAUGGUUUAUGGCAUUCUUCAUAUCAGAUGCAAUUACAUUGCUCUCUUCCUCGACUGCGAUAUUGAUAUUCUUGUCAAUUCUCACGUCACGUUAUGCAGAAGAGGAUUUCCUUCAGUCAUUACCUGCAAGGUUGUUGUUUGGACUGACAGCACUUUUCAUCUCUAUAGCAGGCAUGGUGGUAACGUUCAGCGCAACCUGCUUUCUGGUAUAUGAUAGUGAAAUCGCAAGUAUUCCGAUUGUUAUAAUAAGUUUGGCUGGUAUCCCAGUUACUUUGUUUUUUAUUUUACAUUUUAGACUUUGGGCUGAUAUAUUCCGCUCAAUGUAUGGGUCUAGGUUUCUUUUCCGACCACAUGAACGUAGACUUUUCUAGGAAGAAUUCAAUUAGGCAAUUGACUUGCAGAAAAUCCAAAAUGCAAGACAAAAGAAAAGGGAGGGGGAUUGUUAAAGAUAGUCAAGUGAUUUUGCACUAGGAUGGACGAAAAUAGAAUUAUUUCCAUCAAGACUUCAAUUUGACCUUCAUAAUUGAC
Juglans microcarpa x Juglans regia is the source of this 2109-nucleotide messenger RNA. RefSeq lists its product as uncharacterized. Lineage: Eukaryota; Viridiplantae; Streptophyta; Magnoliopsida; Fagales; Juglandaceae. The transcript is spliced from 6 exons. The coding region runs from base 114 to 1952 and encodes 612 amino acids. The record is from RefSeq and is a predicted model, not a curated record. Gene Ontology annotation, molecular function: protein binding.